GCGCGACACCGAUCUAUAACGAUGAUUACCGAUUAAACCGAAUUGAGCUUAGGUGUUCAUACAUCAAGUGCGUCUUUACGUAAACCGCGUCUUUAUGUGCAAUCGUGUGGAAUUAAAAUAAAGCUGCACGAUGUCAGAAACGACUUACGAGCACAGGGAAAUAUCUGCGCCAAGGGUCAGCAAAUUCAACGUCUAUAUUCAGGGCGACUUAAAGCACAGUUAUUUCGUCAUUCUGACGGUACAUGACCUGGGAUGCAAUCAUCUCAGCUGGAAGGCGUUUCUGGAGCAUGAGUCGAUGACAAACCUCGCUAGCAGAGCAGCCUUCAUUCAUGUGGACAUUCCUGGACAGGAGGAUGGGGCCCCCAGUCUGCCAUCAGAUUACACGUUUCCCAGCCUGCAGAGUCUUGGAGAAGACCUGGUCUGUGUCCUUGACCAGCUGGAUGUGAAGAAUGUGGUAGGGCUUGGAGAGGGUGCAGGAGCCAACAUCCUGGCACGCUUUGCUAUGGCCCAGCCUAACCGUGUCCUAGGGGUGUGUCUGAUCCACUGUACGGGAACCACAGCAGGAUUCAUGGAGUCACUCAAGGAUAAGAUCCUGGGUUGGAAGCUGGACCACAUUGGCAUGAACCCAUCAGCGGAGUCAUACCUUGUCCUGCACAGAUUUGGAUCUUUUGACAAGGCUGAGAGCACAGAUGAGUUGAACAACGUGCUGGACAGCUUCCAGAACUCGCUCAGGUCAAAGAUCAACCCACAGAAUCUCAACAAAUAUGUGCAGGCCUUUAUGAAGCGUUCCAACAUCACAGAAUCCAUCCAGAAGAUUAAGUGCCCCGUGCUGAUGGUUACAGGGGACCAUGCCUCGUUCAACCACACAGUGCACACACUCUACUCCGCCAUGUCCCAGAAAAUGGACAAGGGCAAGAUCGAGCUGCUGGAGAUAGAGGGCGUGGCUAACGUCAUUGAGGAGCGGCCUGAGAAACUUGCCGAAAGCUUCCUGUACUUCUGCCAGGGUCUUGGAGUCGUGGGUGGAGUGCCGAUGCCCCGUGUCUCACGAUCCGGCUCCAUGGACGCAGACCUCUCCAGGCUGAACAUGCGGACCCGCAGUAUGUCCAUGGAAGAGGCCGACCUACCCAAGGGAGUCUACUCUACCAGCCCUCCCAGUCGUAUCAAUAGGAUGAAACAGGUGUCCGGUAGUGACGUGAAACUAAAAGUGGUGUAAGAGGGAUGAUUGUUCAAUGUUCUUUCAUUGUUUUGGCAGUUUGUGCUACAUGCUAAUCUUGAAUAAAGCUUAUGUUUCAUAAUAAAAUGAUGUCAUUAUAAAUUAGCUAGAUUCUCAAUACAAUCUUAACAAGAAGAUGUUUAUUAACAUAUUUUAGGAUUAGCAUUUAUAGUGUUGACCUUGUAUUGUUUGAUUUUCAGUUGCAUUUCCAGUUUUUACUGUCUAAACGGAUGUGGCAGUUAUCUAGAAUACAUUGCAUUGCUUUAACAUGGUUUCCUUGUAGAUCUCAAUGUACCCUUGCCAAAAAUGUGUUGUCUGGGAAAUUAGAUAAUUUUUCCACUAAAUAUUGUUGUUUGUAAAAGUUAAAAUUUUAUUUUUUAUGAGUUAUACAGUUUGAAUUCAAUUAUUGGGUACUAUAAUGUGUCAAUUACCGUAAACACAUUUUUAAAACACAUUUCUCUUUUUAUGCCUCCACUUUACGAUGGGGGCAGGCACAAAGAAUCACUCUUGUCUGUCCAUCCUUCUGUUUGUCCCACUUUUUAGCUCACCUGAUUGCCCAUGUGAGCUUUUGUGACCGGUCUUGUCCGUCGUCCGUCUGUCCGUCCACAUUUGUUUGUUAACACUCUAGAGGCCACAUUUAUUGUGCGAUCUUUAUGAAACUUGGUUUUGAAGAUUUGUCUCAAUGAUAUCUCGAUCGAGUUCGAAACUGGGUCAUGCCGUGUCAAAAACUAGGUCACUAUGUAAAAAAAACACAAAAAAACUUGUAAACACUGUAGAAGUCACAUUUCAUGCCAAAUCUUCAUGUAACUUUGUCAAAAUAUUUGCCUUAAUGAUAUGUUGGUUGAGUUCAAAAGUGGUUCCGGUCCGUUGAAAAACAUGGCCGCCAGUGGGUGGGGCAGUUUUCCUUAUUUGACUAUAGAGAAACCUUGUAAACACUCUAGAUACAUUGGUUUUAUUGAUUUCUCAAACAAGUUGGAAAAUGGCUCAGAUUGGUGAAACACACUUUUUAUCUCACCUGAUUGCUCAGGUGAGGUUUUAGGAUUGGUCUUUGUCCGCCGUCCGUCCACAUUUGGUUUGUAAACACUCUAGAAUUCACAUUUCUCAAGCAUUCUUUAUCAAAGUUGCUGAAAGAUCUCAGUCAAUUUUGAUAAUGAGCAAAAUCACAUAAUUAAUGCCAUAAUUAUUGCCCUUAGAUUGUCUAAAUUUUCAUUAUAUUAUGCAAAAUCCUUGUAAACACUAUAGGUCACAAAUUUGUUUCAGAUUUUAUGAAUCUUGGUCAUAAUAUUUAUUUUCGUAAGCAAAGUUUGAUGUUUGGUUAGGGGGGGGGGGGGUCAACACAAAAUAAAGAUAACCAGGUCAAAUCUUACAAAAACAAAAACACUCCAUGCGCCAGAGUUUUGUUUUAAAUAAUGACGAAACUUGACCCGGAUGUUUGUCUGGGCAUUAUCUAGGUAAAAUUUACAUUUGGUAAAGAUUGAAUGAACCUACUCCUCUCAGGUGAGCGAACUAGGGCCAUUUGGUUCUCUUGUGCAUGUCUAGCGUAACUCAAAAAGAAUUGGUGCUGGAGUGAUGAAACCAUGCAAUUAAAGUAAUCAGCAUCUUGCGCAUCUUCAUAUUUGUUUGUUUUGUGUAUUUGUAGUUUUAGACAAAACAGGAAUAUGGGGGCAUCCAUGUCGUUCUGGCACGUUUAAAGUUUUGUCAGAAUUACAUUUAUGACAUAAAUAUUUUGUGAAAAUUAUCUUAUUAACUGUUGUUUCUUCCAUACGCUACUUCCAUUUUAUGUUCAAUUUUGGAUGCUGUAGACUGUUACAAAAAGUUACAAGUGAGUGUGAAAAUGUGUUAUACGAUGAUGAAACGUAUCACAGAUAUAGCAUUUUCACACUGAACCAUUAUUUGUAGUUUCUGACAUGCUGCCCUGUCUGUGUAAGGUUAGAUCUGUUGGAACAUGGCCGCUGAUAUUGCACAACACCAAUAGACAUAUGUUGUCGCCCCGCAACUACCAAAGCUCGCAUUCCUUCGCUUAUUCUUAAAUGAAAUAUAAGCCAAUUAACUCUAUCAAUGUUAUGUCAAUAGGUCACAGGAUAAUUAUGCUUUAUAUAUUAGGGAAUCAAAUUCAAAAAGGAUGUGUCCAAGGAUCAAAGCAGAAAUAUGCAAAGUAUAUUAGUUUAUUAAAUUCAACUUUAAUAUGUCAAUCGGUAACAACACAAUUAUCGGCUAAAUAUCAGCCAGUCAAAUUCAAAGAGGAUGGAUGAAUGAGGCAGAGCAGAAAAACAGAAAUUAUGUUAGCAAAUCAAUUGUGAAUAGGAUUUGUCAAUGGGUAAGAGUACAUAGAUGCCUAGUAUAUGCCAUAUUACAGUUACCAGUAUGUAGUAAAGGUUUUACUUAGUCUAAAGUUUGAUGGAAUUCAGAGACACUGUAAUCAUUAAACAAAUGGUAGAGGGUAACCUACUCUGCGAUUUCACUCAUUAAUGAUUUGAUGUAAAUGUGCACAUUUCACUGAAAAAAGUUUGCUCUAUGGAAACCGAUAUUAUUAACGACAUUAAUACCUUUCAUGGGUUAAUAUUUCAUAUUAUCAGACUCUGGUUUAGCUUGAGAAAGUUCUUAGUCAUAGGCAUUGUUCCUAAGCUUGUUUGAUGUUUUUACUUUUUAAGUUUUAUUCCUUGCAGUAGCUGAACAGUAGUGCUGUGAUUAACAGUUACCAUGACGACAUGUAGCACGUGUGUUCAUAAAAAUGCAUCAGUAACCGUUAUGUGGUCAUCUGUUAUCUAGUCAGUAUGUGAUGCAUGCUUUAGUUUCCACACUUUACCUUGAAGAAAACUGCAAAAGACAUAACUUUUAGAAAUGUGUGUAACGUCAUAUGACAAACUUUCAAUUUAUGUGUAGUUUAUGAUUCUUUUAAAAUGUUCCUCUGUGCUUUUGUUUGUAAUAAUUUCAUGAAAAUUCUGAGCUUACAUUAUAAUAAUGCUUGGAAUUAUAAAAUUCAUUGACAUGAUUUAACAUUUAAAACUUUAUGUCUGCAUUUAGGAACAUUCCUCUUUUGAUAAGAGUGUUUUGAUUAAAUCAUUGUAUUGAUGUUAAACAAGUGAAGCAGCAGUGUUUCUGGUCAAACAUGCAAAGACCUUGUGCUUUGUUUAGAUUUGUGUAUUCAGGGUUAUUACUAACACUGUAUAUAUUUCAAAGUCACAUGUAUUUCUAGUAAUUAAAUAAAUGGUUCCUUACACAG
This is a messenger RNA of Dreissena polymorpha, 4436 nucleotides long. RefSeq lists its product as uncharacterized. The transcript is spliced from 14 exons. Gene Ontology annotation, biological process: signal transduction. The coding region runs from base 131 to 1213 and encodes 360 amino acids. Gene Ontology annotation, cellular component: cytoplasm. The record is from RefSeq and is a predicted model, not a curated record. NCBI's taxonomy places the organism in Eukaryota, Metazoa, Mollusca, Bivalvia, Myida, Dreissenidae.